GUGUGUGUGUGUGUCUUCGCUGUGCGCCGCCCGCAUGUGUAUGAUACGGAGAGCGAGACAGACUAGAGAGAGCAACCCCUGAUUCCACUCUUACAUUUUUAACAAGGUUGUGGAGCUUUUCAGGCUGUUGCCAUGACUCCAUGCUGUAUACUGUUACAGUGUCCCAUCAGCUAUUCUUUACAACUGUAACAAAACUGAUUGAUACACUGGAAGCUUACCUUCUUACAAGAGCAGCAUGACAGCUCGACCACAGUUCCGAGGCGCGCGAAAACUUUGAUAGCUACUUGUACAAAGUGUGGUCGCUUUGUUCUGCAAUGAAGAAUACUGGACAAAAUUAGAAGAUUCAUGGCUACAAUUGGAUGUUCUUUGCCUUUUCGCUAAUAUGACACACACCCAGAGAGAGGGCAAGGAGAUUUUGCGGAGAAGAGCAAGUACUCCAAUCCCUGCCUCUCAUCUGCCGGGGCCGAGAGGCAGAGAUCCACUAUCCGACUACCAUCACCCGCCGCUCGGCCAGUCAGCCUCAUACCACCCCGGGGACAAAUCUCUCCACUGCCGCGCCAACUGGUCUUCGGAUGACUCAGACGACGACUCGGAGGGCUCGGGAGCGGAAUGUUUGUACCGCGUUGUUUUGCUAGGAGACCACGGUGUUGGAAAGUCCAGUCUUGCCAAUAUAUUUGCCGGCAUACAGGAGUCUCACGACCAUUCAGAGGACACCUAUGAGAAAACCAUGACUGUGGAUGGGGAGGAGACUACCUUAAUCGUCAUGGACACUUGGGAGAAUGAGAAACAGGAGGAGGAUGAGAAGUGGGUCCAGGACUACUGUAUGCAGGUUGGCAAUGCUUACGUCAUCGUUUACUCCAUCACAGACCGCACCAGCUUUGAGAGUGCCUCAGAGUUACGCAUCCAGCUACGGCGCAUACGGCAGGCUGAGAACAUUCCCAUCAUCCUUGUGGGCAACAAAAGUGACCUGGUCCGCUCCAGAGAAGUGGCUGUAGAAGAGGGCCGUGCAUGUGCCGUGGUUUUCGACUGCAAGUUCAUUGAGACAUCUGCUUCCCUCCACCACAACGUCCACGAACUCUUCGAGGGCAUUGUCCGUCAGAUUCGCCUGCGGCGAGACAGCAAGGAGACCAAUGAACGACGACGCUCUGUGUACAAGCGCAAGGAGAGCCUCACCAAGAAGGCCCGCCGCUUCCUGGACCGCCUGGUGGCCAAGAACAACAAAAAGAUGGCUCUGAAGGUUCGCUCCAAGUCCUGCCACGACCUGGCCGUGUUGUAAUGGCUGCCAAGUUGUGUGCAGCAGGUGAUCCACAACAGUCACGGACACUUAUUCUCGUCUUUGCCCUGACACUGUGUUUUUUCUAAUUGUCCGUGUUUUGGGUCAAAUCCAUUAACCCACCAAAGGCUGUAUUAUACUGCCUCUAGACUCUAGUUCAAGGCUCCAAUUGCUUCUGGUAAUGGUAAAGGACUGUUUUCUAUUUAUUUACCCAUUCAAAGCAUGUGGGUUGAGAACAUGUGAGGCAAUUGAGACGUUUUUGUUGCUCUAUCAGAAAUUAGCUUCUCGACUGUUUGCUUUACAUGUAAUUCAUGUGAUUCCCAGACCAAUAUAUCCAGACAUAGAUCUAAAAUUUUUUCCUAUCCUUCAGAAGUUUUCUAUGAUUAUUGAGGUAUGAAAUAAUUUAUUUUCUACCAGAGAGAGUGCUUUGGGUGCACUGUAAGAUGUAUUUUUGCCAUGAGGACAGCAACGACCACAGAGUAAUAAGAUGACUCUAACUACUUAUUUAAAUUUUUUUGCACUAAGGGACGCAGUCAUUUGUUGGAAGGAUUCUAUGGACGUUCUUGCACAAGGAAGUUUCUAUCCACCAAUGAGAUUCCAUUGUCAACUUUCUAUAAAGAUUAUGUCAUCCACACCUUCCUUUUCAAGCACCGCCUACACCGGAAGGACCAGUGGGGUGUUACAUUAAAAGAGUCGUAAAAAAGCCUUGUAUGAUGAUGACAUGGUCUUAAAGAGAACCAAGAAGAAACAUCUUGAGUUCUUUAGUUGUGUGUUUGUGCACGUGUGUUUGUGGGUAUUUGUUUGUGGGCUUGAGAGCGGUAUACCAAUAACUUUUGUAAAAAAAUAAUGUUGCAAGUUUGUAAAUACAGUACAUAAUGAUUUUUAUGAGGAAAUAAAUCUACAGAAAUUGGA
This is a messenger RNA of Esox lucius (northern pike), 2185 nucleotides long. It is a transcript of the gene rem1, whose product is annotated as RAS (RAD and GEM)-like GTP-binding 1. The record is from RefSeq and is a predicted model, not a curated record. Lineage: Eukaryota; Metazoa; Chordata; Actinopteri; Esociformes; Esocidae. Gene Ontology annotation, cellular component: plasma membrane. Gene Ontology annotation, molecular function: calcium channel regulator activity; GTP binding; GTPase activity. Gene Ontology annotation, biological process: negative regulation of high voltage-gated calcium channel activity. The transcript is spliced from 5 exons. The coding region runs from base 383 to 1276 and encodes 297 amino acids.